Molecule: messenger RNA, 925 nt
Organism: Mercenaria mercenaria
Lineage: Eukaryota; Metazoa; Mollusca; Bivalvia; Venerida; Veneridae
Exons: 3
Coding region: 20-844 (274 amino acids)
Source: RefSeq, a predicted model, not a curated record
AACAAUCAACACCAACAAAAUGUUUGGAGCAAUACUACUGGUAUUUCUGGGUAUGCAGUCAUUAGUUGACGCUGGCAUGUGCUGGAAAAAAGGCGUUGCAGCCGGCUGGAAGAAGUUCAGGUGUGAAGACUUUUCUGUCCUAACAGACUAUAGCUGGUGGUAUAGUUGGGGCUGUGAUGCCGAUGACUUCUACGACAAUCAUGAUUGUUCCUCGGUAAUUGACAGUAUAUUCAGUAAUAAAUUCGUCCCCAUGAUUUGGGGUAUGUACAAAAAAACAGACUACACAUGUCACCAUGGUUCCGGUGCAACUGCUGUUUUAGGUUGUAACGAGCCAAAUCAUAAACAACAGUCCAGCAUACUUCCAGAGAAAGCUGCUGACCGAUGGCCUCUUCUGCAAAAUAAUGCUACUAACAUGACCUUGGUUUCACCAUCUGCUGCCCCCUGUGGCGCGACCCAUUGCCUCGCAAAUCACAAUACAACUACUUGGUUUGAUGCAUUCUUCGCAAGAUGUGAAGGUUGCAGCUUUGACGCAAUCGCCACGCAUAAAUACUCAUGCAACGCUGACGCUACCAUGGAGUUCUUGGAAAUGCUCUACGAGAGGUACAAUAAACCGAUCUGGCUUACCGAGUUCGCAUGCAGGUCCACCAACGUUAACCAAGUGAUUAAUUACAUGAAAGCAAUUCUACCAAGACUAGACAGUGCACCUUAUGUACAUAGAUAUGCGUGGUACACGAGCAGAAUAACGAAUCCGUGGGGCUGGAUAAAGCCAACUGCAAGCCUAUUUGAGGCAGACAGUUCGACUCUAACCGAACUAGGAUGGAUUUAUCAGAACCAUACCUGCUAAGCGCAACUGGAGACACGUGACAUGAUUAACAAUUGUUUUUGUCAAUGUUCAUCUGAUUGACAAUAAAUAACUGCAUUUCAA